Giardia duodenalis is the source of this 1374-nucleotide messenger RNA. RefSeq lists its product as uncharacterized. Lineage: Eukaryota; Fornicata; Diplomonadida; Hexamitidae. Bases 1 to 1374 code for a protein of 457 amino acids. The record is from RefSeq and is a predicted model, not a curated record. The transcript has a single exon.
AUGAGUGGAGCCGAUGUAAGCACAGGCGGCACGCGCAUGCCAUCAUCGCUAGAGGAUCUUCUGGGUAGCCACAGCAAGGACGAGCCGUCAACCAGUAGGGACAUAAGCACGAGGAUAGGCGCGCUCAAAGCUCGGUUGACGCGUGCGACCGCAGCAUCUGGCGGCACCACUGCACCGGACGUCCGCCUCUCGUCUCCCCACCUCACAGAGCCUUCUUACAGGCGCGCUUCAGUGGGAGGAGGUGAGCUUGGACGUCUGGCCUCCGAGAUCCCCCGAUCCAGCCUUUCUGACGUGCACUAUUCAGAGGAGCUGUACAGUGCCAGAUACAACGAGCAAGCAGCAUCAUCGAGCACACUAGAGGUGGAGAUGCUGAAGCGGCGCAUGGUAGAGCUGGAGAACGAAGUCAUUGUCUUGAGGAACGAGAACGAGGCCCUGCGCAAUCGGCUGACAAUAGCGUGCACCCAGGGCCUGUGUCGGUCGGCCAUAAACCAGAGCGCGAUGAACGCGUCUCAUGCUCCGGCCUCCAGGCAGAACGUGACCAAUGCCACCGUGAGCAAUAUACGACCAGCCGCUUUGGACAUGUCAGACUUUGAGCGCCAGUGGCAGGCCAUUGAAGCAGGGGUGAACAAUUGUGUGGAUCGCACCUCGGUGAGCGAUCCUCCUCAGAUGGAGUCGCAUACACCCAAUACGGCCAUAUCUCCUAGCACUGGCAACAGUGCACUAACACGAUCCCGUGCUUCUAUCAUGUCUGCUUCUCGUAUUUCAACCACUCCACCAGUUUGGUGUAACGAUGCACAUAGGAAAUCAAGAAAACUCAACAAAGAGAUUGAGGAAGCAUUGGGGAAUGCGAUCGCAUCUAGUAAUACAGGUCUUUCGUUUACAGCCUGUGGCAACGCAGAUAGGGGUUCUUUAGGAAAGCAAACACAGACUCCAAAUCCACAUACAAUCACUACAAAGGUUGCACUACCAACUGCAGGAAACUGCAAAGAGGCCGUCGCCCCAAGACUGGUUGGCAUAGAUGAAGAUGCAGAUGAGCCGUGCAUUGUUUGGAAGAGGGAGACAGCGUCUGGAUUGGUGCCUUCGGGGGCUCUGUCUCUUGAGCACAUUACUGAAUGCUUAUAUGGUGAACACGCACGGACGUUCAGAGGAUGGAUUAUUGCUCUUCGUAAAGAUGGUGAACAGAAAAGCAUUGCGGACCUCAUCGACCAGUGGGCAGCACUUCCUUCCGAGAGGCUUAGUCUUAUUCCAAAGAUUGGUCAUCCAAAUACUAUCGUUCUUGUGUCCCGCACCCGUGCUCUUUGCUUUGAAAUUCAUCAUACAGAAGACUACACCAUAUGGGUCAAUUAUCUGGUUCAGAAGUUGAAUGGAUUGUAG